UAAUUUAAUAUAUUAGAUUUAUCAAUGAAAUAAUUGAAUAUUAUGGGAGCUUUUCUGGAUAAACCCAAGACGGAUAAAAAGAAUGAAAAGGGAGGAAAUAGUGCAUUCAAGUUUGCAACAAGUUCCAUGCAAGGAUGGCGUGUGGAUAUGGAAGACAGUCAUUCAGCUAAAGUAGGCUUACCUUCACUACCACAAUGGUCAUUUUUCGCAGUAUUUGAUGGCCAUGCUGGCUCUAAAAUAGCCGAGUAUUCAUCUCACCAUCUCAUUGAACAUGUCCUGUCGCAUAAAAAGUUUGAAAAUUUUAUAAAUAACGGAGAGAAAGGUGGAGAAAUGCCUGAUGAGGAUGUCAAAGAAGCCAUUCGAGAUGGAUUCCUUAAUCUUGACCUAAAAAUGCGUGAGAUUUCGUCGACUAGAAAUGACAACGAUAGAAGCGGUUCUACUGCAACAUGUGUGCUAAUAUCUCCACAAAAAUAUUACUUUGUGAAUUGUGGGGAUUCCAGAUCAUUGUUAUGUAGAGAUUCUAAAGUUCAUUUUUCAACAGAAGAUCACAAGCCUAAUAAUCCUCUCGAAAAAGAAAGAAUUCUCAAUGCUGGUGGAAGUGUGAUGAUUCAACGAGUAAAUGGUUCUCUCGCAGUUUCUAGAGCACUGGGUGAUUAUGAAUAUAAGAAUGUAGAGAGUAAGGGUCCCACAGAACAACUUGUCUCUCCUGACCCUGAAAUCUCAGUGGUAGAAAGGCACGAAACGGAUCAGUUCAUUGUUCUGGCAUGUGAUGGAAUAUUCGAUGUAUCUAGUAAUGACGAGCUUUCUGACUUUAUAAUAUCUAGGAUGGAAAUUUGUGAUGAUCUAGUUAAAGUCUGCAACAGUGUCGUUGAUACAAGUUUGAACAAGGGGAGUCGAGAUAACAUGACAUUGAUAAUUUUGGCAUUUCCUUCGGCACCGAAGAGCAAUUCUGAAGCAAAGAAAAGAGAGGAAGAAAUGGAGGAAAAAUUGAAAAACCUAGUUAAAGAAAUAUGCAGUGAGGUGAAGGAUGAACCAUUAGAAAUUGGAGGAUUAAUGCAAACAGUAGCAAAUCGUCAACAUGAAAUCAAAAAUCUUCCCCCAGGUGGAGGUGUAUAUGCAAAGCGAUUCCUCAUUGAAAGCGUUUUUAAAGAAGUCUACACUGGUAAAACUGCUUCUGAGGACUCAUAAUUGAGAUUUAUGAAUUGAACUUUUUGAUAUGUAUUAUAAUUUUUGCUAUUGUUCCUGGUGGAAUGACGCAAGAGUUAGAGCCACCCCGCUAUCAAGUGGGUCCAAGUCGCAUUCUUUCAUCGAAGUGAUGCGGUAGAAGAUCCUAGCUAAUCUGUGGAAUAUAAUUCAAAUCUGAAGGAAACUUCAAACAGCUAUUUUAUCAAUUAUAAGCACUAACUAGUAAACCAUCAUCCCUGGAUAAACUUGUUGCUGUUCCGAAACAACUUGGAAGAUUUCGAAACUAACAGAAAUUACAACUUAAAAAAACUACUUUCUUAUUUUUAUCACUGUAAUUUCCAGUUGUUUCUGUUGUAAUUAGAAAUAGAACCUCGAAUAGGAUCUGUGAAGCAGUAUUUUCUUGUAAUUUAAAAAACUUUCUUAGCUAUCAACUCAAAAAUUAAUUUGUCGACACAUAUCCAGUAUUUUAUGCUACUGAGCACAGGUUGUGCUUGUAAUAUAAAUAUGUACUUACUCUAUAUGUAUGAUUUGGCUGAUACCUUCAUGAACGUUUUGAAAUAUUGUAAAAAUGUACUACAGUAGUGUGAAAAUGAUUUUGAUUAUUUGUUGAGGCUACAAAAUACUCUAUUUUUUAAGUCGCUUUUAUUUUACUGUUUCCAUUUAUGGAUGUCGUGUUGACCGUUGAUGAUUUAAUUUCUCGUCCAUUACUAUUCGUCGUUGGCGUUAUUUCUUCUCAUUUUACGACUGACUGAUUAUCUAUCCUUGUGUGUAGUAGUUGCAGCAGCAUGUAAUUUUCAUUUUGUAUUUGCUAACUGCCUUGUUUUCUACUACGAUUAUCGUUCAUGAUUUUAUGUCUCCCUCCACCAUAGCUGAUGAAACGUCUUGAAAAACACGAUGUUGUCGUGGGUUUUAUAAUUAUUAUUAUAAAAUUAAAUAUACAUAUUCAUAUCAAUUUUCAUAAUGAUGAAUGGGAUUUAUUUUUAUUUUGGUGGAUUGUCAUUCAUGUUCAUAACGAUUUGAACUUUUUAACGAUUUAAUAUUCUUCGUAUCAGAACAAAUUUAUAGUUUCCACAACCAUAAGACCCACACCCAAUUGUGAUAGCUUUUUUGGAAAAAUUCUGGAGAACUUCUCCGUCAUGGCCUGAAUUUAUAUUUUGGAAUGAAUUCUAUAAUUUCACACGGUUACAAUACAACAAAAAAGAAUAUUUAUUAAAAGGAGUUUUUAGUCGGUGAUGUUAGAACUAAUAGAAAAUUAGGACUGUUUGAAAGAAUUCUUUCUAUCCUGUGCUAAGAUGAAACAUAUAUAAUAUUCAUCAAAUGUCUUUUAGUCUAAAACAUUCGAAAGACAUUUGGUUCAGUGGAAUUCUAGUUCUUCUGAAAUCCUAGCAGUCCUUCCUUAUGAAUUCUGAGAGAUUAACUAGUCUAUCUUUGGUUACUGCCAGUCACUUACAGGCUGGUAAUGAAAUAAAUUGAUAUGAAUUACAUUCUAUGAAAGGGAUGGUGAACUUUUUUUAAUACAUGGGUCAAAAACUAUAUUUUCAUUAUGGAAAAAAAUACAUAGGUCAUACAUAUUAAUACAAUGUUUGCCCCAAA
This is a messenger RNA of Styela clava, 2778 nucleotides long. Lineage: Eukaryota; Metazoa; Chordata; Ascidiacea; Stolidobranchia; Styelidae. The record is from RefSeq and is a predicted model, not a curated record.